This is a messenger RNA of Cordyceps militaris CM01, 4260 nucleotides long. Its product is annotated as Autophagy-related protein 11. The record is from RefSeq and is a predicted model, not a curated record. Gene Ontology annotation, biological process: positive regulation of protein phosphorylation; reticulophagy; autophagy of peroxisome. The transcript has 4 exons. Gene Ontology annotation, cellular component: phagophore assembly site membrane; Atg1/ULK1 kinase complex; extrinsic component of membrane. Bases 1 to 4260 code for a protein of 1419 amino acids. Lineage: Eukaryota; Fungi; Ascomycota; Sordariomycetes; Hypocreales; Cordycipitaceae. Gene Ontology annotation, molecular function: protein kinase binding; molecular adaptor activity.
AUGGCUACGCAGGUGUUGAUUGCCCACACGGGCCAGCGCCUGGAGGUCGAAACCUCGCGCUUUUCAACGCUGGACGACUUGAAGGCCUGGGUUGCCCGCAAUAGCGCCGUUUCGUUGCAGCACAUGGUCGCACUGACGCCCCAAGGCCGGAGCGUCAAGUUUGCGAGUAUGCAUGCCGAGACGACGCCCCGACACGUUGCUGACGUUGGCCGUUAUCGGCUUGAACAGAAGGAGCUCUACAUUUACGACAUCCGAGUCAGCCAGCAGGCCGCCGCCGGAUCUUCGCCUUCCCUCGGCACCAAAGCGCAACUACCCCGACCGUAUGCGAUCCCAAACGCCCCCAACUCCAUAGACGACGUCGAGGAUAUGGAGUCGUGGCGGGAGCUGUACAAGGCCCGCCGGUCCUGGGCCAUCCGCCUCGCCGAGGACUGCAGCCGGCUCGACACGGCGGCCCGCGCGCGCUAUGAUGAGACCGACGUCAUGAUCAAGUGCCUCGACGCUGCCCUGGCCAACCUCGAAAUUAGUAUCAAACAAAUUGAGCCCAAGUACGUCGAGCUGAAGAAGUGGGUAGACCCCGCGCUGCUGGAGCAUGACCGCCUAGCCGGCUCCUGGGAGCAUUACCUCAGCCUCGCCCGGAACACGCCCAUAGCACCCGCCAUGGUCCAGUUCAUGACCAACAGAGCGCCUGUCAAAGAUGACCCGACGCUAGAGGACCUCAUCGAGCUUGAGACUGCGAGAAAGGCCGGCAAGCUAGCACCCACCGCGCGGCGCCGGUUCGGCGACAAGGCGGCGGACCUGGAAAAGGCGGCCAAGCAGAUGCAUCAAGGCCUGCAAUCGCUCAUUGCUGACUUUGAGACGCUCACGAAUCGAUCUUCCCUGACACACAACAACGACACGGCACAGCUGCUCGAAGACAUCGAGGUUGUGGUAAAGCAAAUCGAUGAAGAUUACCGCUCCGCAUUGACGUAUGGAUCUUCACAGAGGGACCUGGCUCAGGCGUCCAAAGUUGCCUCCAACCAUACCGAGCGGCUGGUUCCGAACCUCAAGAAGCGAGCAAAGGAGAUGGACGAAAUGCUCUACUACGCCACAUCAGCCAGAAACUCCAUCGCAGCCGAAUCUGUCCGCUUCAUGAAAACCAUCACCGGGAUUACUGCCCAGCACAGCGGUGUACGCAACCAAAUCAAUGUCCUGAACUCUUCAGAGGACGAUAUGACGACAUUUGACUACUUGCGACUCAUCUACCAGCUGCCGUACAUGUAUGCAUCCUUUGUCGUUGAGACAAUCCGCCGUCGAGAGUGGACGGACAAGGUCAAAAUGGACUCGUCGACGCUCGCCAAUGAAAUGGCCCUGUUCCAGGACGAAGAAGCCAAGCGGCGGCGACGAUGGCAGAAAAUGGUUGGCAGCACCUAUGGGCCUCAACUAGAAACCAAAGUUAUGGGGCUCGAGGUCAACUUGCUUGGAGACGAAGAAGCCUGGCCACCACUCACCAAAGACGACCUCGACGACUUUCUCCAGCACCUCAAGGCACAGCACACUGAUGAAACGCUGCUUGACGAUAUUACAAAACUAGUGCAGGAGCUCGUGAGUCCGACAAAACAGCAAUCGAAGCGCCUCAAGGCUUUCAAGAAUGGGAGCAUUCACGAGGCAGCUUUGGGAAGAAGUGGCCUGUUGAUUCGCGGUGACGAUGAUUUGCUACGCUCGCUCCAAGAUGACAAGUCAAGGCUUGACAGCAAACUGAAGACCGCGGAAAGCCGCGUGCGGCGUCUCGAAGAUUUGCUACACAGACAAAGCCAGGCCUCCCGACAUGGAAACCUGUUCCAGCCCCCGGCCAUGCAACUCCAAGAGCGACCAGGCUCCAGUGCGUCCAUCAGAUCAAAUCGCCUCGAUGAUCGCAGACGAUCAUCCGAUGGCGCUGAUCCUCUUCUGCGGCGUAUUGCACAGCUCGAGAAUGACCUGCGUGAAGAGAAACAGCGCUCGACUAACCUCCAAAAAGAUGUCGAGUCCAAGUCCACGCAGCACAACGAGAUUCAAAGCCAGAUGGAGGAGGUAAAUUCUACCAAGAAAGAUCUUAUGGAGAACAUGGAAGCGUUCAAGCGUGAGUUUAUGGAGGAGCGCAAAUCUCUAGAGGACGAGGUUAAAGCUCUCAAGGCUCGUUUAGAGGAAACGGAAGACGACAUGGAUCAUUUUGGAGAGUCUCGCGAGAACGAGAAAGCCUCAUACGACGAGAAGCUGCAGGCGCUGGAGGACGAACUUCAACGGCUGAAGAGGGAGCACGAUGACGAGAGCCUCAAAGCACAAGGCCAGGUUGAGUUUUUGCGCAAAGAAGCUCAGCUCCAGCGUGAGAAACUGGAUGUUUCGGAACAACUCGUACAGACUACCAAGGACGAGUAUCACAGUGCCAUGCGUCAGUUAAAGGAAGCAGAAGCGACUGCAGAAAAGCAAGUCGAGCUUCUGAAGAAGCUUCACGAAGACAUGGCACUGGGUAGUAAAACACCCGAUAACGCCAUUGAUUUGACAGAGGCUGUUUCUAACUAUGCUGCGAAUUUGCUCUGCAAACUGCGAGAUUCUGAAAGCGAGGCGUCCAUGCUCAAGACGAACCUGGAUCAGGCAACAAUCAACGGCAAAGAACUCCGCACCGAGCUCGCUGAAACGAGGCUGAUGCUUGCUCAAGAAGAAAUGGCCGCCAUGCAUCUUCGAGAGAACCUGGACGAAGAGAAAGCCAAGAUCACUGCUCUGGAAGGGGAGCUUAACGAAGGCAGGGAGCAGCUUAGCACGCUGCGCGGCCAGCUAUCCGAUGGCGAAACAGGCUCAGAGACGCUGCAAAAGAAUUUGGAAGCUACUGAACGCAAGGUGUCUGAAUUGACCGAGGAUCUUGCCUCUCGGCAGUCGCGUUUGGGAAGCCUCGAGGAGGAAGUUCAAAUGUUCAGAAACAAGAUGGAGUCUGUGCAAGAGAAGCUAUCGUUAUCGACCAACCAAUACGAGGCACGAGACGAGCGAACAAAGGACCUGACUCAAAGAGUGUACUCGCAAAACGACCGCUUGACGCGCCUCUUGGAACGCAUCGGCUAUUCUGUAACCAGAGAUGGCACUGACAUGACUGUAACCAAGAUUCCGCGCGGCGAGAGACAGGGUCAGAGCGCACACGACUUGUCGGACCCUUCUUCAUCUGUCAAGCGAUCGACAAGCUUUAGCAAGCCCGCGAACAAUAGCUUCGAUCUCGAGCUUCUCCACUGGAUACAUAAUAGCGAUGCUGUGGUUGAAGAACGACAAUAUUCCUCCUUUAUUCAGUCGCUCGGCUCAUUCAAUAUGGAACUGUUCACUGAUACAGUCUAUCACAGAAUUAAAGAGGCCGAGCACAAGGCUCGCAAGUGGCAGCGUGAAGCCAAGACUUACCGCGACAGAGCUCAUCUGUAUCAGAGGGACGCGAGCGACAAAAUUGCCUAUCGGCACUUCAAGGAAGGCGAUCUUGCACUCUUCCUGCCGACACGUAACCAGCAGGCUGGAGCCUGGGCUGCAUUCAACGUGGGCUUCCCGCAUUUCUUCCUGCGCGAGCAAGAUUCGCACAAGCUUCGACACCGUGAGUGGCUUGUGGCUCGCAUUACCCGCAUCCAGGAAAGAGUCGUGGACCUCUCCAAGAGCCUGACAGGAAGCAGCGUGGGCAAUGUCAUGCAUGAUGAGGAAAAUGACAAUCCCUUUCAACUUUCCGAUGGAUUGCGUUGGUAUCUCAUCGAUGCUUCCGAGGAUAAGCCUGGUGCCCCCUCAACACCGGGCAUGGGGAAAUCCACAGUCGCAGCGAAUAAUGUGGAGGCGACGGCGAAUAUCCAGUCUCAAGCGGUCCGCGUCAAGGGCAAGAAUCGCGACAGCAUCAGCAGCAUUGAGGGUAUCAACAAAACGCUGUCCAAGAGCCUCGAGAGCCGCCGCAGCAGCUCCGCCUCGAAGAAGGUGCCUUUUUCCAUUGCUGGCGGAGCGGCGCUUCUUAAGAGCAGCGCGCUGGCCAGCGAGACGGACUCGUUGCGUGCGGCGGCGCCAGAGACGCCCGCAGGCACCAGCCCGACUCAACCGUCGCCAGCGGGCGCGAUGGUGGCCAAGCAGCAGGCCGGGGAUGGAGCGGCCGAUGCGGGCGAGGGGCCAUCCAGUCGUGUGGCCGAGACUCGAAGCAGUGUGCAGCGAGAGGAAUCCACCGAGAGCGUGGACAAUAAGUCCAUGGUGUGGGAUCCGCUAUGGACUGUUGACUACACUUACGAGAGCCUUGGGAAGUAG